UCGUCUCUCUCUCUCUCUCUCUCUCUCCAGGGUGAAACCCUAGCUGUUGCUGGUGGAGGCAGUGCCUCCAUCAAAUUAUGGGACACUGCCACAUGGAAACUUGAGGCCACCCUCCCUGUCCCCCGUCCUGAGACUCCCAAGCCUGCAACCUCCCCAGCUGACAAGGCUGCUGCCAAAUUCAUCCUCUCCAUCGCCUUCAGCCCUGAUGGCAAGCGCCUCGCAUGCGGCACAAUGGAUGGAGCCAUCUCCAUCUUCGAUGCAAAUUCUAGAAAGUUCCUCCACCACCUUGAGGGCCACUUCAUGCCCAUUCGCUCCUUAGUGUUCUCACCAGCUGAUCCUCGUAUUCUCUUCUCUGCCUCUGAUGAUGGCCAUAUUCACAUGUAUGAUUCAGAUGGGAAGACCCUUGUGGCCUCCAUGUCAGGCCAUGCCAGUUGGGUUCUUAGUGUUGAUGCAAGCCCUGAUGGGGUGGCUGUCGCCUCAGGUUCAAGUGAUCGAACGGUGAGGCUUUGGGAUUUGUCAAUGAGGGCGGCAGUUCAGACCAUGUCGAGCCAUGGAGAUCAGGUUUGGGGGGUUGCGUUUAGGCCUCCAGGUGGGACAGGUGUGAGAGCAGGGAGGCUUGCGAGUGUUUCAGAUGAUAAGAGCGUGGGUUUGUAUGACUAUUCGUGAAAGUGGGUUCAAGAAUGUAAUUAAAUGUGGAAUCGGUUGAAGGUGCAUUCAAGCAUAGGUUGGCCUCUCUAGGUUUUGCAGAGAUGCUUGUGGGUUGUGACUUUUGACCCAUGUUGAGCUAGGUUCUUGUUGAUGUAGCAAUGGCAAAGAGGACUGGAACGUUUUUCGCUUUUUUCCUGGUAGGGAAGGUAGGUUUGAGCUUGUCGGUUGGUUGGGUGGUGCGUGUGGUUGUGAGCUUGAGGUUGUAGGUCUGCCCAGGGGUUGAGGUGGGUCGCCGUUGGUGUAACAUUGAGGGAGAGCUCUGAUAUAUUUAUUUAUUUAUUUCUGUUUUCCUUUUUUA
Amborella trichopoda is the source of this 1006-nucleotide messenger RNA. NCBI's taxonomy places the organism in Eukaryota, Viridiplantae, Streptophyta, Magnoliopsida, Amborellales, Amborellaceae. The record is from RefSeq and is a predicted model, not a curated record.